AUGACACUCCCACGAGUGAACUCGGGCGUGUUUGGCCGUAUCAGACGGCGAGUGUCAAAGCAGGCUUAUCGAGGGCUGUCCAUCUACGUCUUUUGCUGCGCGCUCGUCGUCCUGGUCUUGUCGCAACUCAGUUCUUACCAUACAGUACCAGCGAACAAGCCAUCCGAGCUGGUGAGGAGGACUUCAUAUGAGUACCAAUCGACUCUGGCAACUGGAGCGUUUCCCAGGAAAAUAUGGCAGUCAUGGAAAGUCGACCCAUUGGACUUUGAAGAAAGAGACUUGACAUGCGCACGGUCAUGGGUCACCAAAAAUCCGGAUUAUCGAUACGAAGUUUUGACCGACAGCAACGACGUGCAAUAUGUCGAGGAGCAUUUCGGGCCCGACGGGCUGAAUCGUCCUGAUAUAGUCCACGUCUACCGGUCGCUUACGGCCAAGAUUAUCAAAGCCGACUUGUUGCGAUAUCUGGUCAUGUAUGUUGAAGGAGGGCUCUAUGUCGACAUCGAUGUAGAGGCGCUGAAACCCAUCGACCGAUUCAUCCCGGACAAGGAUCGGUUCAGGGAGCAAGAUAUUGAUAUGAUCAUUGGGGUCGAGAUUGAUGAGCCGCAAUUCGCAGACCAUCCAAUCUUGGGCCCAAAAGCUAUGUCAUUUUGUCAGUGGACGUUUAUGUGCAAGCCACGGCUGCCAGUUAUGCUGCACCUGGUCGAGAAUAUCAUCAACUGGUUAUACGAAGUCUCGGAGCAACAGGGCGUGCCUAUCUCGGAGAUCUCGCUCAACUUUGAUGAUGUGAUUAGUGGCACUGGGCCGUCGGCGUUUACAGAUGCCGUUCUGGCCGAGAUGUCGAAGCGCGAGAAGAAGGAGGUAACCUGGGAAUACUUUCACAAUAUGGACGAGUCGCGGCUUGUCGGCGGUGUUCUCGUCUUGACCGUCGAGGCUUUUGCUGCUGGCCAAGGGCAUUCGGACUCAGGGACGCACAACUCCCGUAACGCAUUGGUGAAGCACCAUUACCAUGCCUCGGGCUGGCCGACCCUGCAUCCUCGAUACAAGCAUCCCGUGUAUGGAGAGGUGGAAGCUUGUAAUUGGGACCCGGAGUGCGUGAAGCUGUGGGAUUUCAGCAAAGCUGCGUUUGAAGCUCUACCACCGGAGGAGCAGGAGAGACAGAUUGCGGAGAAGGAAGCUGCAGAACAAGCACUCAUGCUGGAGGAACAAGCCAUGCCAGGAGAUUUCCCGGGCUCAUUUGAUCUUGCGGUCGAGCUUCCUCCCCCACAACCUGAAAUACCUGAACUACCUGAAAUACCCACAGAAAAUCAACCUCCUGAGCCAGUGCCGGAACCAGCUCAACUGAAGGCCCGACAUCUGAAGGGCCCACCUCCGCAGCCAUUGAUCAAUACAGUCGCCCCCAGCAACUCUAUUCUACCUACUGUAUCACCAUCCGGAUCGUGGAAACCUAACACCGUCGCAAGCUUUACUCCAAGUCCCACGGCUUCGGUUCCAAAACCUUGGUGGAAGCCCAAACCAAGUGUCAGCUCGCCUGUCAAACCGUCAGUCUCGCCAAUUUCAAGCUGGAAUUCAAAGCCAAACACAGUGGCAAGCACAAUCACCCCGACGGUGUCACAACCUUGGUGGAAACCAAAACCAAACACUGUUGCAAGUGCCGUCACCAGUGCGAGCGUGAGUGCCAGUGUGACAGUGUCGCCUUCUGGAUGGUGGAAACCCAAACCAAAACCCAACACUGUCGCCAGCUCGAUCCCGAGUUCCGCUCCAAGUGUUACCGUCUCACAAAAGCCCAACACUGUCGUAAGUGUCAGUGCCAGUCAGACAGUAUCACAGCCGGGGUGGUGGAAGCCUAAACCGAAGCCUACCACUGUCUCAAGCUCGGCCCCAAGCCCAACAGUAUCACAGCCUAGCUGGUGGAAGCCCAAAGCAAAGCCCAACACCGUUGCCAGUGCCAGUGCCACCGCAACUGUGACCGUACCACAACCUCACUGGUGGAAGCCCAAACCAAACACAGUUGCAAGUUCAGUGUCGCAACCUGCACCGGUCAAACCGUCGUUGACGGCAGUCUCUCAAAUCCCCGCCCAACUUACAGUGACGCCGAGCGUGCAGCCAUCAUGGAGACAUAGCAAGUCGCUCUCCGGGUUCGUUACUGUCUACUCGAGACCACCCACGCCACCCAACAAAGAACAUCACGGUUGGCCACCCAAAGGUCAUCACGGUUGA
Messenger RNA from Exophiala dermatitidis NIH/UT8656, 2217 nucleotides. RefSeq names its product glycosyl transferase. The coding region runs from base 1 to 2217 and encodes 738 amino acids. Gene Ontology annotation, cellular component: mannan polymerase complex. The transcript has a single exon. Gene Ontology annotation, biological process: protein N-linked glycosylation. The record is from RefSeq and is a predicted model, not a curated record. NCBI's taxonomy places the organism in Eukaryota, Fungi, Ascomycota, Eurotiomycetes, Chaetothyriales, Herpotrichiellaceae. Gene Ontology annotation, molecular function: alpha-1,6-mannosyltransferase activity.